AUGUACGGAAUCCCUAUGGAAUACAUUCGUGAACUCAAGUUCUUUACUGAACUCUCUGUGCUCAAUCAUCCAAAUAUUCUUAAACUCUACGACUGUUUUAUUAAAAAUGACCGAAUCCACCUUAUUAUUGAGCGGUGUCGAGGAGAUUUGCUUGGUGUGAUAAGCGAUAAAUCCAUAAAUCUCUCAUUAGCCGAUAUAAAAGCCAUCAUGUACGAAGUCCUUUCUCCCCUAAAGCUAUGCCACUCCCAAUACAUUGCUCAUCGAGAUGUAAAGCCCGAGAACUAUUUAAUCGGAGAGGACAAACACCUUCGUCUCUCCGAUUUCGGUUUGUCUCGCUAUGUCGGAACGCCGCGUCCCUACACCACGGACGUGCAAACACUCUUUUACCGAGCACCCGAGGUGUUAAUGAAAUCCACAUUGUACACAACUGCUGUCGACAUUUGGUCCGUUGGGUGCAUCUUCGGUUCCUUAUUCCUCCGAGCCCCGCUCUUCCUCGGAGCAACGAACGAGGAGGUUUUGUAUUCGAUUUUUUACUUGCUUGGGACACCGAAAAAAGAGAACUGGCCCGAAAUGGAAACAUUCGCGAAUUAUGUCGAGUUCAGUCAGACGUUCGAGCCGCAGAAGCCGACUUCGCUGUUUCCGAAGGCUUCGGAUGAGGCACGCGAUUUGUUGUAUCGGAUGUUGGACUACAAUCCGGAGACGCGAAUCACUGCCGAGCAGGCGCUACAACAUCCUUUCUUUACGAGUGGACCUGAAAUGACGCCGGUAACCGAAUUGCCUUUUUAG
Blastocystis hominis is the source of this 786-nucleotide messenger RNA. RefSeq lists its product as hypothetical. Gene Ontology annotation, biological process: protein phosphorylation. Gene Ontology annotation, cellular component: nucleus. Gene Ontology annotation, molecular function: ATP binding; cyclin-dependent protein serine/threonine kinase activity. The transcript has 6 exons. Lineage: Eukaryota; Bigyra; Opalinata; Blastocystidae. The record is from RefSeq and is a predicted model, not a curated record. The coding region runs from base 1 to 786 and encodes 261 amino acids.